Molecule: messenger RNA, 1978 nt
Organism: Pelagomonas calceolata
Lineage: Eukaryota; Pelagophyceae; Pelagomonadales; Pelagomonadaceae
Source: the annotation of a GenBank genome assembly
AUGAGGGGCGAAUUCAGUGGGGCAGCCACACCCAAUGUGAAAGCGGACGGCGUCGAGAUGGAGUCAAUCUGCGUCGGCGCCUUCGCGAGCCCGACGCCCAAAGGAGGCGAUGAUAUGCCGUUCUCGCCGCGGUCCGAGAUCGAGUGCGCCACCGAGGCCGCGAAAUCGAUGGCGCAUACGGAAGCGGGAAACUACACGAUCGCGCCGGACAGGAGCCGCGCCGUGCAGAAUUGGGACGUGGCGAUAUGUGUAGCGUUAAUUUACACGGCUCUAGUGACGCCGGCGGAGGUCGGCUUCAUCCACGACCGGAACAAAAAGACAAUCCAGUACUACUGGGCCUUCUUCGCCUGCACGCAGAUUGUCAACUUAGUUUUCAUCUUUGACGUGGGGCUGCAGUUCUUCUUACAUUAUCAAGACGCGCAGGGGACCUGGAUCCGGAAUCAUAGGAGGAUCAUCAAGCACUAUCUGUACGGGUCGUUCUGUAUUGAUUUCGUGUCCUCCAUCCCGUAUGGGGCAUUGACGCUGGCCUUCCCGGCGGUGGGCAACGCCCAGGCUUUACGAUUGUUGCGAUUAUUACGACUCGCGAAAUUGCUCAGAAUUAUCCGCUCCUCAAGAUUGGUCAACAGGUAUAGAGCGGACAUGUCCGUGUCGUACGGCGUCGUGCAGUUGGUAGGAUUCGUACUACUCGCGGUGCUCUUUUGCCACUGGAUGGCUUGUGUCUGGGGCUUCGUCGGGCACUUCCAAGUGUCGAACAGUGAAGAUUUCCCCCACAAUUCUUGGAUGGGCGCUUUCGAAGGCAAUGACGUCGAGGGGAACCCCUGGUACAAGUGGAACAUUCGGAACCCGAAGCACCAGUACGUCAUCGCGUUGUAUUUCAGUAUUAUGACCCUGACUACUGUUGGGUAUGGAGAUGUCCUCGCGACGACCAUACCCGAAUACGCUUUAAUGGUUAUUAUCAUGUUCGUCGGGGGCUUCAUGUGGGCUUAUAUUAUUGGGGCGGUCUGCGCCGUGACCGCGACGCUCGACAUAAAAAAGAUAGAACACCAGCAGUUGUACGACCAGAUCAAUAGCAUGCUCGUGGACAUGUCCAUCGACCGCUCGACGGCCGCGCGCGUGCGGAGCUUCAUGUUCCAAUCCGAGGAGAUGGAACGAAGGGACGCGUACUCCGAAUUAGUUGAGUUCCUGUCUCCCGAGUUACAAGGUCUUAUGUGUGAUGAAAUUAGUGCGAGAACCUUGGGCAAGGUCAACUAUUUCGUGAGCAGGACUAAUAGAUUUCGCUUCGCCAUAUAUAAAGCGCUUACGAGACGUUUGUACGUGCCGCAGGAGCUGAUUCAUGAAGACAGAUUAUUGAUCAUCGCGAACCAGGGUGUGGUAGGUAGUGACGGGCGCAUCUACACGCGGGGCAUGGCCCUCAACACGGAUUUUUUUCUGCAGUGCGAUGAAAUCAGGGAGGCGGGCACGCUGAUCACGAGGGCUUUAAAUUAUGUGGAACUCGAGCUUUUGAGCAGGAGGGACUUCGCGCUCAUCGUGAGGCAGUUCCCUGCCGAAAGACCGUAUAUCACGGCCUUCCGCGUCUUCUACGCGCUGCGGCGCCGCGUCGCGCGGGGCGAUCUCCUGGAGGCGCCUUCUACUGGUUCUGGUGAGACGGACUUCGGCGCGUGCUUCGACGCCGUGCGGCGGGACCCGCUGGCCAUUGUGGGGUGUCCUGAGGACUUCCGCGACAACGCGGCGUUGGUGCACGAGGCUCUGAAACGCGACGCGUCGCUCAUCCGCUACGCCUCGGCGCGCCUGCGGGGCGACGCGCGCUUCGUGCGGCGGGCCAUUACCGCGGCGGGCGCGGGCUGGCCCGAGAGCGUCCUGCCCCACGUCAGCGAGGACCUCCGCGGGCUGCUGACGACGGUCUGCGGAGACGACUCGCUGCUUUGACUAAGGUGCUUAGUCCUAGUAAGACCGGAAACGAACGAUUAAAAAAAGGGCC